This is a messenger RNA of Nymphaea colorata (pocket water lily), 2643 nucleotides long. RefSeq names its product BTB/POZ domain-containing protein At5g60050. NCBI's taxonomy places the organism in Eukaryota, Viridiplantae, Streptophyta, Magnoliopsida, Nymphaeales, Nymphaeaceae. The record is from RefSeq and is a predicted model, not a curated record. The transcript is spliced from 2 exons. Gene Ontology annotation, molecular function: protein binding. Bases 1003 to 2559 code for a protein of 518 amino acids.
UCGAUCUAAAAGAAGAAAAAGGGCAUUGGGUAAGCCCCCCAAUGCCCUGGUUUUGCAGAGGAGGGAGGCCACCGCUUCCACUCUUUGCACAGAAGAGGCGACGGCGCCUCCCUCCAACAGGUGUUGGCUUGUCUUGCUCUCCUUAAGCCAAGUUACUAAGUAAGUUUUUUUUAAUAUAUAUAUAUAUAUAUAUAUAUAUAUAAUUGAUUGUAGAGAGAGAGAGAAAUGCAGUUAUCAGAAUCCUUGCUAACAGGUGCAAAACAAAGCGCACACCGUUUGGAGAAUGGGGUUGACCAUUCUUUGCAAACAGAAGAGAUGUGCCAUCUGGUAGGGUUCUUGAACAGAUGAACGUCAGAAAAAAGAGUUGGUAAUUGAGAAAACCUAACAGGGGGUGUAUUUUAUAGCAUUAAAUACUGUACUCGAAGUAAAAAAAUGAACAAUUAAAAAAGGAUCUCAACAGUGUUAGUACAGACUAGCAUCGAACACGGCCCAAAAUUAAUUUUGAAGCAUCAUAUAAUCUUGAAUGAAGCCACAAAAGCCUCGUUUUUAAUUUUCCGUUCGCUUAUUGCUUGAGAUAGUACUUUUCUUCUCAAAAUGUUUGUGAGAAGGUUCAUAAAUGUUGUGCGGAUGCUCUUGGACUGGUUGCUUCCAAGAACAAGAAGGUUGGUACCAGAGAUCUGGUAUUGGUAGUAAUGGCUCUGACAAACUCAAUGCUAUUGCGUGAUGGCUGCCCUUCUAACGAAAUGGCACCGCCAUUGAUGGGAGCACGCUUUUGAACCAGCAUUACAACUGCUUUUCUUUCUACAAAUUAACGAUAGCCACCUUCCACAUUGGUCUGUCUACUGCCGGGAAGUCAUUGUGGUGCAGAUUUAGCGGCUUCAUUAACACACACCACUCCCUCUCUCUUUAAGCAGCAAGAGGCCAUUAUCGAUACCAACGUCUGAAUUCGGAAAGCCAUUAACUGCGCAGAGCCGGAUAUCUGACAACACGUCUGGGUCAUUGAUGGCGGAGGACAGAUCCCAAAGGAGCAAGGAAAUCUCAGCCAUGAUCAAGCAGGGUUUCAUCUCGGAUCCCUCGCUCUCACCCUUCAAGGCGGCGAGAGUUUCUCCCCCAGCCACCACUCUGGACCACCAUCGACCUUCCUCCCCCACCGCCGUCCUGGCUGCCAAGUCGAGCCCCCCUCCUCCUGCGUACUUAGCAGAGAGGUCCAAUUGCAGUCCCACUCUCUUGGAGAUGAUGGCCGGAGAGAAGGACACCUGCCCACCGGAGAGCCAGAGGAGGAUAAGGGAGAGGGUGGAGAGGAUCCUCAAGGGCUGGGACCUGCCGGAGUCCGGCGACGUGAAGCUCACUUUGAGCUCGAGGGACGGGUUCAGGAUCACGGUGAACGUCCACCGACGGAUACUCACUGGCUGUAGCCAGUUCUUCGCCUCAAAGCUCCGGCGGCAAGGGGUCGUCGACCACGAGAUAGAGAUCUCGGAGUGUGACAAUGUGGAGGCGUACUUGGAGACGGUGGCAUUAAUGUACUGCAAGGAUCUAAGGAGGAGGCUGAUCAAGGAGGAUGUUUCCAUGAUUCUUGGUGUCCUAAAGGUAUCUUCAGCAAUCAUGUUUGAUGCGGGGAUAUUGUCAUGCCUCGAGUGUUUGGAAGCCAUGCCUUGGUCGGAGGAGGAAGAGGAAAAGGUCGUCUCCACCCUCAACCAGCUUGACCUCCAAUAUUCUACUGCUGAAGUUCUGCAGAGAGUUUCCCUUGAACCAUCAACUUCUGAAAACCCUGAUGGUAUAUUUUUACAACUCUUGGAGGGGAUCUUAUGUGCCAAGGAUGAUAGGUCCAGAAGAGAAAUGAAGUCGCUGCUAUCUGUUCUGCUCAAGGGACAUUUGACGCAUGGGGACGGCAGUGAUGGCAAUGGAGUCAAUGUUAACAAGGUAGAAAUCAACAAAGAAAUCCUUUAUCAUAUAUGUGACAAAUGUAUCAAUGCACUUCUGCAGCACUGUAUGACAGCUACUAUUGUGGAAGACAGUGGACAAGAUCGUGGAGCACUAAUGAGUGAAAUUGCUCGGGAAGCAGAUAAUUUGCACUGGGUUGUUGAUAUUCUUAUCGACAAAAAAGUGUGUGAUGAGUUUGUGAAGUUGUGGGCUGACUGUUCAGAGCUUACGACCCUGCAUUCAAGAAUACCUGUCAUGUACAGAUAUGAAAUUAGCAGGAUUACUGCUCAGCUUUGUGUAGCAAUUGGCAGGGGGCAGGUUUUGGUGUCAAAGAAUUUAAGAAUUUCCUUGUUGGAGACAUGGUUGGAAGCACUGUAUGAGGACUUUGGAUGGAUGAAGAGAGCUUGCAAGACACUUGACAAGAAGUCAAUGGAGGACGGGCUUGGGCAGAUGAUUCUUACAUUGCCGUUAGCACAACAACAGUCAUUGUUCCUGAAGUGGUUUGAUCGGUUUUUGAACAGAGGGGAUGACUGUCCUAACAUUCAGAGGGCUUUCGAAGUUUGGUGGAGAAGAGCUUUUGUUAGAAGAUACAUUUCCGAGGAUAGGUCUCAAUCGCAGCUUGCGCUAUAUAAUAGCUGAUACAUUCUCAUUGUAUUCAUUGUAUAUUGCAUUUUAAGCUGGGAUGUUGGAAGUUACAGCCGUUAGGGCCUGAAAUUGGUUCAA